Messenger RNA from Vigna angularis (adzuki bean), 1231 nucleotides. RefSeq lists its product as uncharacterized. The record is from RefSeq and is a predicted model, not a curated record. The coding region runs from base 56 to 1024 and encodes 322 amino acids. Lineage: Eukaryota; Viridiplantae; Streptophyta; Magnoliopsida; Fabales; Fabaceae. The transcript has 7 exons.
UGGGUUAUGUGAGGUAUCAGUAAGUAAUUGACAAUAUUGACAAUAUUGAAAGAAAAUGAUCUAUCCAUUUCUUGUUGUUUGUUUGGCGAUAAGUGGUGUUAGCAUACCAGUUCAUGGUUUUCAAGAUACACUCAAAGAAAAUUUGGAGCUUGAAAGACAACUAAAGCUAAUCAAUAAGCCUCCUAUCAAAACUAUUAAUACAAAAAAUGGAGACAUUGUUGAUUGGAUUGAUAUUUAUAAACAACUAGCAUUUGAUCAUCCAUUACUAAAGGAUCACAAGUUACAGAGAAAACAUAGUUUUCAAAAAUCAAGUAUGAAGAAUUUAGCAAACAAACCUAAUUUUAACCUUGAAAAAGUCCAAUGUCUUAAAGGGUCUAUUCCUAUUCGGAGAACAACAAAAGAAGAUCUCAUUCGAGAAAAACAAUUAUUAAAUAAUAGUAUUCUUCUUCGAGACAUUCCUGGUGUUCAUCUUGCAGAAUUAGCUCUUUCAUCGAAUUUUAGUCCAUACUAUGGCGUUAGAGGACGAAGCAGCGUUUAUAAUCCACCGAUCACUAAGGGUCAAAUGUCUCUUUCUCAUGUGUGGGUUCAAAAUGGACCCAUAAGUUCUAACAAUAAAAUCAGUUUUGGAUGGCAAGUGAGUUUAGAUUUGUAUAGUGACAAUAAAACUCAUUUAUACGCAUCAUGGACGCGAGACAACUUUCAAAAGACAGGAUGUUACAAUGUUCGAUGUCCAGGUUUUGUUCAAACCAGUACCCAACUUUCUCUUGGUGCAAUACCUGGAGAUAUAUCUUCUUAUGGUGGACCAGUUUUUGAUUCUACUGAGUAUAUAACUAUGGACACAAAAACCAAAAACUGGUGGGUUCAUACAAGUGGUGAAGAUGUUGGAUAUUUUCCAGCAAAGUUAUUCUCUAACUUGGCUUCGGCAGAUAAAGUAGGGUGGGGUGGAAGGACAUUAACUCCUCACGGUUCUCGCAGCCCUCAAAUGGGAUCUGGACAUUUUCCUGAUAAAGACCUUUAUCUGUAAAUAAUGUAUGGACCGAAAAGAUAUCAAACAGAAAAGUAUGUUGACAAACCUAGAUGUUAUGACCUUAGGUACUACGGCAAUGUUCAUGGCAUUGGUGGAUAUAUGCUUCAAUUUGGAGGACCUGGUGGUAAGUGUGAUGAUUAGUCUAAUUUUAGUUAUUUAUGAACUUCAAAAAUAAAUUAUUAUUAAUAAUUUUUUUUUCUACAA